GGAAAGCGCAGCGCGAUUGGGUGCUUAGUGUAUCUGUGAUAUUAAAAAUACAAUUCUUUGUUUGGAAAAACUUUACAAAUUAAUAUUGUUCGUUUGAAAUAUAUUUCGUGUCAUCUGUUAUUUUUGGAAAUUGAUUUAUAAAAAGAACUUUUUAAAAAGUUUGUGAAGUAUUUAUUGUUAGCUAUGGCUGAAUGGGCGCUAUUGCGUGAAGCUUACUGAUUUCAAAAUGGCGACGUCCGACAUUACGUUCCAAGAUGGCAACUUUAAACAUCCAUAUUUACUUGCAUUGGUACGUUGGUGUGUUUCCUCAUUCUGGAGUACGGCUACCGUUAUUCUGCACAGAAUUAUAACGGCACCCAUACCCCCAAUUAAAGCGCCGAAGGUUCCAAAAACACGACCAGCGAGCUCAGAUCAUUUACACCCUGAGCCGAAAGUGGAAUGUUUGGUUUUACACACGCCCGCCGAACCGACCCUAGAUAUCAUAUUCGUCCAUGGACUUUAUGGAUCAUUAGGGAACACUUGGAGACAGGGCGAAUGGAUGUCCAAGUACGAUAAGCUACCGACGAAAAUGCCAUUAAGAAGACCGCACUCCAGACCGACGUGCAAAUGUCCCGCCGAACCGACGAAUUGUUACGAAAACGAUGACACAAAAAAAUCUACAAACAAUGGCGGAACAAUCGAGCAAACAAAAAACAAAAUGGCGUCUGAAAGAUUGAACACGAACGCGUAUAAGAAAAGUAAUCAGGUCCUACCACAGGAUAAUUACUUCGCGGCCGACACGUUCUACAAUAAUAAACUAUUGGAACAGGUCAAUAUUGGAAAUUACGAAACCCAAGCACAGUUCGUUAAGGACAUGUUCGAAAGUGACGCUAGGGAAAUGAAAGCCAGCUGCAAGUGUAUCGGUGACGUGUGUCGUGGCUGCGGGUGCGUCUGUGACGAGUGCUACUCCCCGUGCUGGCCCAGAGACUGGAUCAGAGUGGAUCAUCCCGGUGCGAGAGUGAUAUCAAUCAAUUACACCAGCGAUCCGUAUUUAUGGCGACCGCUUUGGAUCAGGGAGAUUAAAAGACUGCGACUCCACGAUCGAGCUGAUCAGAUGAUCUCACAGCUGCUGGACCUCGGGGUGGGAGAACGUCCGAUUGUUUGGGUCGGUCAUUCUAAGGGUGGUUUAUUCAUCAAACAAAUUUACUGUGAAGCUUACGACGCGCACCUGAAACUAACAAACGCCGAUCGAAUAAUAAGGAAAUAUAUUAAAAACGAACAAUACACGACCGAGGGUAGAAACGACAAUCGGAUUAAUCAUUGCAUCGACGCAGACAAUACAGACGAACACGAAGACUGUGAUAAGAACUGUGAUAACGCUAAGGACGACACCGAUAUGGAUAAUGCUUUAAAUAGUGAUAUAUUAAAUAAUAAUGAAGUAAAUAAUAGUUACAAAGAUAAUUUAGAAUUAGACAGUAAUGCUGAAGAUAACGAAGCCACUGAACAUAACAAAGACCAGUUAAUCAGGAAGGCAAGCCUCUGGACCAACAGCGCUGGUUUCAUGUUUUACUCCGUCCCGCACCGCGGGUCGCCGCUCGCCGAUAUCAAAACCCCCAUCACGGCCAGGAGCAUUGAGCUCAUGGAAAUUUGUAAAGAUUGUAGUUUAGUCCUCAGUCUGCAAGAGCGCUGGCUGCGAGCUGUGUCGUCCUCGCAGCCGGCCGUCCGCAGCCUCGUCGAGACGAGUCGCACUCUCAUGUCUGUCCUCUACUUAAGAAUAGUCAGUGUAGACUCGGCAGAUCCUGGUAUAGGAGCUCUAUACGGCGUCUCUGUCGAUCACAGAGAGAUCUGCAAGCCUUCGAGUAGAGAGUGUCUGCUCUAUAAAGAAUUAAUGACCUUGAUCGAAGCAGCUCUCAGUAAACACAGACUAAACAAGGACAGAUCCGAUUCGAAUGAAAUUUAUUGCCAGUGAUAAAAAAUAUUGUUACAAUAAAAGUCGAAAUGUAUAUUUUGUUA
Vanessa tameamea is the source of this 1992-nucleotide messenger RNA. RefSeq lists its product as uncharacterized. The transcript has 10 exons. NCBI's taxonomy places the organism in Eukaryota, Metazoa, Arthropoda, Insecta, Lepidoptera, Nymphalidae. The record is from RefSeq and is a predicted model, not a curated record. Bases 227 to 1948 code for a protein of 573 amino acids.